AUGGCCGGGCUCACAGAUCUCGCAUCGAUCAAGCGUCAACUCCAGAUCAAGACGGGUGUGGUCAAACGGCUGGCAAAGGAGGAGUCGUCGUAUCUGGUAGAGGCCAAGCAACAAGAAGAGCGCAUUCAAAAAUUUGUCGAUGAGGGACGAGACGAGUACGAUGUGAAGCAGCAGCGCUCGGUGCUGACAGACACGCUCAAGAUGCUCCCCGACUGCCGCAAGCGGUUGCAGCUGGCAGCCGACGAUCUAGUCAACUACCUCGAAGGCGUGCAAGACGACGCGGAAGUGCAAAACAGUCUCGAGUACUCAACCGCCAAGCAGCUGCUCUCCGACACCCAGGCGCAGCUCGACUCUCCGCUGCCUGCCGUAUAA
Sporisorium graminicola is the source of this 372-nucleotide messenger RNA. RefSeq lists its product as uncharacterized. Gene Ontology annotation, cellular component: microtubule cytoskeleton; cytosol. Gene Ontology annotation, molecular function: beta-tubulin binding. The transcript is spliced from 4 exons. Bases 1 to 372 code for a protein of 123 amino acids. The record is from RefSeq and is a predicted model, not a curated record. NCBI's taxonomy places the organism in Eukaryota, Fungi, Basidiomycota, Ustilaginomycetes, Ustilaginales, Ustilaginaceae. Gene Ontology annotation, biological process: tubulin complex assembly; post-chaperonin tubulin folding pathway.